AUGCUAUCCCCAUCGCCCGUCGGCAACACGACCCCUGGACAAUGGAACCCCAGACCGGCCACCAGAACACGCACCGGCACCCAGAGGAAGGUGUACGGGAAACGGAAGGCGGAUGCACCAAGGGCAGUCUUCGAGCAGGGAAGUCCGGCUAAAGAUCUCGAAAGGGCAGCGAAGAAGAUCGGAAAGGAUGCUGUGGACGAUAUCCGGACCAAGCUGGCUGAGGUUACGAUAAAGGAGACGCCCGUGGCUUCUGUAGCUGAAGCAAAGGAGGAGGAGGAGGAGGAGGAGGAGGAGGAGGAGGAGGAGGAUAAUGCUGCCGAAACGAUUGAACUUAAGGAUGAAGCACCUGUGCCAGACGAGACGCACACCCCGGACCUCGAGAAGCAGGAUACCGAAAGUACCACAGAAGCCGGACCGAAGCAAAGUACCAAAUGCACCACAGAGGGAAACGAUACUGCAAGAACAAGAGAGACUAGGAGGCGGAAGCAGGAUACUGGAAGCACCACAGAGAGCAAGGAGCCGAAGCAGGACGCUGAAACCACUACAGAAAGCAGCGGGCGCCGGGCAACAAGGAAGGACAAGCCCGCACCUCGACUGUCCUCUGGAUGUGUGACAGACGAAAAAGCCAAUACAUACGUCCGGUCUAUCCUUAACGAAGCGUUGUCUCCAGCUGCUGCGCUGAGCGCCCAAAAGUUCGGGUCUUGGGCUGCACGCGCGGGCAACUUCCUCGAGGUGGUGAAACUCGCAGAGGGUUCCUACGGAGAGGUCUACAAGCUGCGCCUACGAGAAGAGCUAUGCAAGAAGGAAAUGUCCAGAUCGAAGCUUGCGCGCCUGAAGGCCUACGGUGACGGCGUGUUCAAGAUCGUGCCCCUGCGGGCUCAGAGCGGCCCCGGCUCGAAGAAAUUCACCAGCAUCGACGAAAUCGUAUCGGAGGUCAAGAUGCUCAAAUACCUAGACCCGAUCCCAGGAUUUGCCCGCUUCCGAGAAAUCCACGUCGUCCAGGGCCGGUUCCCCGAGUCUUUCCAAAAGGCAUGGGACCAUUAUAAGAAGACCAAGGACGACUGUCUUAACCCCAACCCAUCCAGCAAACGGGCCUACCCCGACACACAGCUCUGGGCGAUUAUCGAAAUGGACGACGCGGGCUGCGAGCUGGAAAAGUUCUCGUGGUCAUCCAUCUUCCAAAUCUACGAUAUCUUCUGGGGAGUCGCGAUGGCGCUCGCUCGUGCUGAAGAAUACGCCCUCUUUGAACACCGAGACCUCCAUCUCGGAAACGUCUGCAUAAGAAGCACCCGCCCGGGAGGCCGCAUGGACCCGCCCACCGACCACGAGCUGCUCAACCACUCCCACACAAGCGGCUUCGGUCUCAGCACCCUCGAAACCACCAUCAUCGACUACUCGCUCUCCCGCGCCGAGCUGCGCCUGAGCGAGGACACCGAAGUGGUGGAAGUUGCCUCCUCCGACCUCGACAAGAAAGAGAUCUUCGAUGCCGUAGGUCGCGACGAGGACGAGAUUCUCCUCCGAAACACCUACCGAUACAUGCGCGCCCAACUCUACCACGGCCAACCCCUCCAAACCGAGAAAUGCCCCGACAUCCCAGGCAUCUGGGCCGAAUCCGCCCCGCGCACGAACCUAGUCUGGCUCGUCUUCCUGCUCAAAAACCUAUUGAAGAACAAGAAGCAAAGCGAGGACGUGUCCGCGUCCGUGUCAUUGCCUCCAUCAACAAGACAGCCUCUCGCGCCAUGCUCACCUAACAAGGGUAUGGCCAUGAAAUCCACAGCUAAUUCGGACAAGAAGAAAGAGAGCAGUACUACUACUACUAGUCGUAGCACCAAGCCGAAGAUCCUUCCAUCAGAGACGGCUGUGAGCGGGACUGUGACUGCCGCGUCGCAGCAAUAUAUCUCCCAGCUGAAGAAGACGCUGGAGGACCGACUGGCUACCGUUUUGGAGCUGCUGGAUCUGGAGCACGGGCAUGAGGAUAUGUGCUGUGCGGCGGAUUUGGUGGCGUACGCGAUUGAUACGCAGUGGUUGGGGGAGCAGGAUUUCUUUUGA
Messenger RNA from Aspergillus heteromorphus CBS 117.55, 2049 nucleotides. RefSeq lists its product as uncharacterized. The record is from RefSeq and is a predicted model, not a curated record. Gene Ontology annotation, molecular function: histone H3T3 kinase activity. Bases 1 to 2049 code for a protein of 682 amino acids. NCBI's taxonomy places the organism in Eukaryota, Fungi, Ascomycota, Eurotiomycetes, Eurotiales, Aspergillaceae. The transcript is spliced from 4 exons. Gene Ontology annotation, biological process: mitotic cell cycle; intracellular signal transduction. Gene Ontology annotation, cellular component: cytoplasm; nucleus.